CGUCCACGCUAUAAAUCUUUAGCGACUGUCUGCUCACCUCAUAAGACCGAGGAUUACAGCAAGCUUGUGUUGUAAUCUGAAUUCUAACAAUGAGCCAACAUUACCUCGUCGCCACUUUGCUCCUCACUCUCUUGCCUGGAUGUGCGGCGAUGUGGAUGUCGAGUAUCUGCAACAAGGACUCGGACUGCCCCAUCCACAAGUGUUGUAACGUCGUCAACGUCAGGACAAGCGUACAAGUGAGUGCAGGGGCCGGCAGCUGCGUCGACAGAGGACACUGUCAACGUGGUUGUAACAGUUUGAUGUGGUUUGUUUCAGGACACUGUCAACGUAGUUGUAACACUAACUCGGACUGUCGACAGGAGGAAUGUUGUAAAAUCAGCCACGUGGGGGCGUACCGCGGAACGUGCACCCCCAGAGUGACAUACAGAGGAGUCUGCUUGGCCACUUCAAAGAUAGUCGCCCCACUUGGUCAGCAUUUCGUCUGUCCGUGCGGCCGAGGCCUCAAGUGUACGGGGACCGGGCACAUGUCUGGUUACGGAGAAAGUGGAAUUUGCAAAGAUGUACAACAUCUGGCCAAAUGCGGCCACGACGGUCAUUGUUCCGGACAUAGAUGUUGUCGCUAUGGUCAUUGUGUCGUACCAUUUGGCGGUGCGAGGAGACAUCGAUGCGGUGCGUUCAGAGGUUAGGAGAGGAAAUACAAAACACGAUAAACCCGGUCUACACUGACAGUGUCCUCUUAUUGAAAUAAACAUUGUCAAUAUGUUAAUAUUUCACAAAAUAAAAUAUGUGUAAUACUG
Molecule: messenger RNA, 797 nt
Organism: Gigantopelta aegis
Lineage: Eukaryota; Metazoa; Mollusca; Gastropoda; Neomphalida; Peltospiridae
Exons: 6
Coding region: 90-686 (198 amino acids)
Source: RefSeq, a predicted model, not a curated record